AGCAGGAGAGGAGGAUGAGAGGAAGAGUGGAGUGAGACACGCACAGAAGGGUUAUGGAGGAUUGUGUGCGGGUGCGGGUGAAUGCCUGAGUGCUCGGGACUUUUGGAUGGACUUCAUUAUUGCAGGGAGGAUAAAAGACGCGUGUUAAACGAGCCGGAGAAGAAUUGGAACGGAAAGUUGAAACUUUUGCUCGGCGCCACUGCUCAGGAGCCGGACCGGCUUUGUUUCCUCUCAGCGGAGUACAGACAAUACCUGCAGCUGCGUCGAAUCCCAGCCGUCACAUAUUCCUCAUAUAGGGGGACCCCUUUUCUCUUUUAGUGAGGGGGGGCAGAGUAUGGCGGCAAACAUGUACCGUGUAGGAGAUUACGUGUACUUUGAGAACUCAUCCAGCAAUCCAUACCUGAUCCGCAGAAUUGAAGAACUUAACAAGACGGCCAAUGGAAACGUAGAAGCCAAGGUGGUGUGUCUAUUCAGGAGGAGAGAUAUAUCUAGCAAUCUCAACACUUUGGCCGACAGCAAUGCCAGAGACUUUGAGGAGGAGUCCAAACAGCCAUCAAUUGGUGAGCAGCAGAAACACCAGCUUAAACACAGAGAGCUGUUCCUAUCCCGACAGUUUGAGUCUCUUCCUGCCACACACAUACGAGGGAAAUGCAACGUCACCCUGCUGAACGAGACUGAUGUUUUAACGGGUUACCUAGAGCGAGAGGACUGCUUUUUCUAUUCGUUGGUGUUUGACCCGGUUCAAAAGACGCUGCUGGCUGACCAGGGCGAGAUCAGAGUAGGCUCCAAGUACCAGGCUGAUAUCCCAGAUAAACUGGCUGAAGGGGAAUCAGACAGUCGAAUACAAGAGAAGCUGGAGACCAAUGUGUGGGAUCCAGAUAAUCAGCUGAAGGACUCACAGAUAGAUCAGUUUCUGGUGGUGGCCCGGGCUGUAGGAACAUUCGCCCGGGCACUAGACUGCAGCAGCUCCAUCCGCCAGCCCAGCUUACACAUGAGUGCAGCAGCUGCAUCUAGAGACAUUACACUGUUCCAUGCCAUGGACACACUGCAGAAGAAUGGUUAUGACUUGGCUAAGGCCAUGUCCACGUUGGUGCCGCAGGGCGGCCCUGUGCUUUGCCGUGACGAAAUGGAAGAAUGGAGCGCCUCAGAGGCCAUGCUGUUUGAAGAGGCUUUGGAGAAAUAUGGAAAAGACUUUAAUGACAUUCGUCAGGACUUUUUACCCUGGAAGUCGCUAGCCAGUGUCGUUCAAUUCUACUAUAUGUGGAAGACCACAGACCGUUAUAUCCAGCAGAAAAGACUAAAGGCAGCGGAAGCAGACAGUAAACUGAAACAGGUUUAUAUUCCCACCUACACCAAACCCAACCCUAACCAGAUCAUGGCUCCUGGUAACAAGCCUGGCAUGAAUGGUGCUGCAGGUCUUCAAAAAGGCCUGUGCUGUGAAAGCUGCCACACUGCUCAGUCCCUGCAGUGGUACGCCUGGGGGCCUCCUAACAUGCAGUGUCGACUCUGUGCCUCCUGCUGGAUUUACUGGAAGAAAUAUGGUGGGCUUAAGACCCCCACACAGCUAGAGGGGGCUACAAGAACUGGCCUGGAUGCAGCCCCACGAGGCCACAUGACUCGUCAGGAAGUGCAGGGAAUGUCGCCGUUUACCAACAGUGCGGGCAGAGCCAAGCUUCUAGCUAAGAACAGGCAGACUUUUAUUCUGCAGACCACCAAGCUGACCCGCAUUGCCCGCCGAGUGUGCCAGGACAUCCUCCAGUCUCGACGUGCUGCUCGGCGCCCGUAUGCAUCUAUUAACGCCAAUGCUGUCAAAGCAGAGUGUAUGAUCAGACUUCCAAAAGUAUCAAAGAGUGCUAUGAAGAACCGCAUAAUUCCCCGACCAUCUCUCGCCAACAUCGUAAAAGAACUUGCUGUUCAGGCUCCCCUGAAACUCAAAGCUCCCCGUGGUGCCCCAACCCCCAUCAAUCGUAACCAGGUCAACCAACCCCGCAGUGCCACUGCCCUGCUUGGCAAGAGGCCCUUCGAUAGUGGAGCAGGGCAUGCCUUCUCCACCAAUGGGAGACCGUUUAUGAGCGGCAUGAGGACAACUGCUCAGUCAGUCAUAAAGAGGCAGAGAGUCAGUCAAGCCGAUGCUCCCAACCCUGUAGUGUUUGUGGCUACUAAAGAAACCAGAGCUCUGAGGAAACACCUUUCUCAGGGAGAGAUGAGACGCGCAGCUAGGAAACCCAACAUUCCUGUCAGAGUCAAAAUUCCUCUGCCGCCACGGCCACUUCCUGUCCCUAUCCUGCCAUCAAGCACCAGUGAGCCAAUUGUGCUGGAGGACUAAACACCUUUCUUAAGCCAUGUCACCUCCCCUCGCACGUUACAGCCAACCAACUUUGCCCUUUUGUUUUACCUUCCUUUUCUUUUUCUUCCUUUUUCCAACCAAUCACCAAAAUCCCUCUCUCUCUCUCUCUCUCUCUCUCUCUCUCUCUCUCUCUCUCUCUCUCUCUCUCUCUCUCUCUUUAUCUCGCUCUCUCUCUAUCUCUCUCCCUCUCUCUCUAUUAGUUAUACUUAAUUUUGCCUGUUCAUAGUCUGUUGUUCUGCUGUCAUUUUUUAGCUUGACACAUUGAUCAUCAUAGGCCACUCAGCAGCACACAUUAGGUUCAGAUUAUGGACUUUAUAUUUUGUAUUGUUCAGUGUUUUCUCCCCCAUGUUCCUCUUUUUAAUGGAAAAUAUUUUAACUGUGUAAUUUGAUAUCAGAAAUGCUUCACAUGAAAUAAUGGUGAUAAAGCACACUGUUUUUUUUCCAGGUCAGUUCUCAUUUGUGUAAAUAAUAUUUUCAGGGGUGAUACCUUAAAUGCUGGAUGUGGAUUGUGGGGUUAAACAUGGGGGAGGGGUUGACGUGUGUCUCUUCCUAAUUUUCUUUGUUCAGGCAUUAUGUACUGCUCCUUCUAUUUUCUGUAAUCCAUUUUAAAAAUUGGAAGCCUAGAAGUUCUUUAUUUUGAGUGGUUCUCUUUACUCCAGCCUGACCAGUGGUGUCACCAAUAAUUCAGCUCCAUGGAUUGGUAGAGUGAAGUUUAGGACUUUUUUUAAUAUUUAUGAUCUCUUCGUUUUCAUUGUUCAACAAUGUGUGAUGGAGCGUUUGUGACGAAACAAAACAUUGAUUUGGAAAUUGAAUAUAAACCAACACAGCUCUGAUGUUUAGGGCAAUUGGAGGUUUUUUGUUUUUUAAAGAUCUCUGUGCAGACCUGGUGACAGACUUAAUAGAAUCUAUCACCAUUUCAAGUGUAGAUCAAGGUAAAAAGGUGUGAACUGGGCGAGCAGAAGUCAGAAAACAAAGUUUUAAAGUCUUCUUACCAGUUAAAAGGUUGGUCUCAGUUUGACCUCGGCAUCAUUUUUUUCAAUCUGUAGGUAUGUGUAAAAUAAAAAGCCUUACAAAUUUCAAAAUUACAAGUUCAUUUUUCUUGUGUCCAGGCUGAGAUAUUUGAUCAUGUGUUCCAGUGGUUAAAUGUCAGAAUGGAUGUGUGUGUAAACUAACGUAGUGAGUGUAGAUAAUCGAACAGUAGGAAUGAAGUGAGUGGGGAAUGAUGUGAGGAGGAUUUUAUAGUAAUGGCUUUAUUAGUUUGUAGACAUUUGAAUUUGUCAUUACCCUUUUUUGUAAUUUAAUUUCUGCUUCUCAUAAAUUAAAGGCUUUUUUAAAAUUUGUUCAGGGGGGGGGUUGUAAGGUAAAAUGUGCACUGCACUCUAAAAAUAAAAGUUUACCUGUCCACUGAGAAGCAAUGCCAGUUUUAUAUGUAGCUUAGCUGUCAAGGGCCGAUACAACACGGUUGUGUCCUGAACCACAAACAAGUGUUUCAGAAAAAGUGUGUGGUUAACGCAGGUGUGUGCAUUUAAAGGGAAGGAGGCUGUAGGGGUUAAGAAAGCUUCUAAUAUGUGAAGCGUUCCUUUUUUAUUUUUAUUUGUUUUUACUCCAAUGUAUGUGUAUCUUUUGAAGCAUCUUGACAAGUAAAAAUAAUAAAGGUUUGUUUUUCUUUGUGGUCAUACAA
Molecule: messenger RNA, 4028 nt
Organism: Trichomycterus rosablanca
Lineage: Eukaryota; Metazoa; Chordata; Actinopteri; Siluriformes; Trichomycteridae
Gene: mta2
Product: metastasis associated 1 family, member 2
Exons: 18
Coding region: 335-2326 (663 amino acids)
Biological process (GO): negative regulation of transcription by RNA polymerase II
Cellular component (GO): nucleoplasm; NuRD complex
Molecular function (GO): chromatin binding; transcription coactivator activity; sequence-specific DNA binding
Source: RefSeq, a predicted model, not a curated record